AUGACAGAUGUCCAUCGCAUAUUACCAACUAAUUGGGAAAUUCUAUAUCUUGGUCAUUGCAGCAAUUGGGAAGGGAACUCAGGUGAACCUUUGCCAGAUUACAACCAUGGACAUUCUAUUUAUAAACUUUUUAUAUCUAAUAGGCCAUAUUGCACACAUGCUUACGCUGUUUCACAUCGUGGUGCUUUAAAACUAUUGAAAAAACUUGUUAACUUAACGGCUCCAAUCGAUCUUCAAUUAACUAAUAUGAUUACUGCAAAUGAAAUUACUUCAUAUACUAUUAUACCACCGGUUAUAUCGAGAUGCCAUAUUUCUGAUGAACCAACAAAUCUCUAUCCAGGAAGAAAUACAUUAGACUUGUACUCUUUAAAGAAUUCCACUUUACAUUCUCUCGGGCUUAAUUAUGAAUUAAAUAGUACUCUCGGCUUUAGUCACAUUUACGUUAUUAAUCUUAUAAAUCGGCGAGAUAGACGCGAAAGAUUAGAAAUUUUAGCGAAAAAGCUUAAUUUAAAAUUCGAAUUUUUCCCUGCUGUUUCUCGAGACGAUGAAAAUGCGCUCAAAGAACUUGAUCGAGAAGACUCUUAUUUAAACCCAUCUCAAGUUGCUUGCUAUCUUAGCCAUUAUAAAGUCUACCAAUCAAUAAUUAAUAAUGGAUACGAUAGCGCUUUGAUAUUAGAGGAUGAC
Molecule: messenger RNA, 684 nt
Organism: Racocetra fulgida
Lineage: Eukaryota; Fungi; Glomeromycota; Glomeromycetes; Diversisporales; Gigasporaceae
Source: the annotation of a GenBank genome assembly